UAAGAAAUUUCACUAACCAAAAAAUCUGAAAUAAUCUUACCCAAUGAAGAAAAAAACACUAUCUUGCCUUCUACUAAUUACAUUAAUUUUUAUAUCAAACUCUUUACUUUAUGAAUCAGCUUCUGUACCCAACUCAGUGCUCGACACGACGGGAAAAAUCGUUCGAGCAGGGCAUGAUUACAUGGUCAUACCAGUAAGGAAGGAUUUAGGAGGCGAACUUGGCCUAGCCUUUAUUGGAACCCAAGUUUGUCCACUCGGUAUUGGCCCACGUCUCAGUCCAAAUGAUCCAGGCCUUUCAAUAAAUUUAUUCCCUGUAAAUUUCAAAAAAGGUGUAAUUCGCGAGUCCACUGAUUUAAAUAUUGAGUUCACAGAGACUUAUACCAUAUGUCAACAUCACUCCAAUGUGUGGAGGCUCGAUCAUUAUAAUCCUCAAAAGGAGGAUCAUGUGAUAACUAAUGGUGGGGUGAAAGGAAAUCCUGGUCGUGACACUUAUAGCAAUUGGUUCAAGAUUGUGAAAUAUGGAGCCGGAUAUAAGUUUGUAUUUUGUCCGAGUGUAUGCAAUUAUUGUGAUGUGAUAUGCAAGAACGUUGGAAUUUUUGUGCAGAAGAAUGGCCAAGCACUUUUGGCUUUGAGUAACGAGCCUUUAGAAGUCAUGUUCAGGAAGGUGUAAGAAUAUUACAUGUGUUCUUCUAAAUACAUACUGCUUCAAAAAAAUUCUGAUAAUAAGUGAAUAAGAAAUCGAAUAUGCAGUAAUCAUAUGCGAUUCAGUUUCUUGUAAUGUGUACUCUAAUAAAAAGAUCUACAUUUUUGU
Lycium ferocissimum is the source of this 811-nucleotide messenger RNA. RefSeq names its product miraculin-like. Gene Ontology annotation, molecular function: endopeptidase inhibitor activity. The coding region runs from base 44 to 670 and encodes 208 amino acids. Lineage: Eukaryota; Viridiplantae; Streptophyta; Magnoliopsida; Solanales; Solanaceae. The transcript has a single exon. The record is from RefSeq and is a predicted model, not a curated record.